This is a messenger RNA of Penicillium salamii, 591 nucleotides long. Lineage: Eukaryota; Fungi; Ascomycota; Eurotiomycetes; Eurotiales; Aspergillaceae. The record is from the annotation of a GenBank genome assembly.
AUGUUAGUCAAGUCCUCCGACGCCACUCACUAUGCUCUCCAAACCCUCAACCGACGCAUCGAGCACAGACUGGAAAAGCUGCGAGCCAACACCACACGCCUGAAACGUGAGCUUUGGCUACUACAGCGACAUGUCAAAGAAUUCCGCCAUCCCCUCUUCGAGAACUGGGAAGCCGACCUGCUGACACGUCUCAUUGAGGUCGCUUAUGCAUCUGAGUAUCGGAAGUUGCCAGGUGGUGUUGUUAUCGGGAAGGAGACGUUCUCCGAACGUGAAAAUCUCACGCGUGCGUACAGUCUUGCGGCUAGGGAUAUUCGCUCGACAACUAUUCGGAAACUUGGCCUAUCAGAUCGCUAUCAUGAAGCAUUGCAACGUUAUCCUGAGGUCAGUUGUGGUUGGACGUACCUUGAGCCGAGGACUGACAUGGACCAGGUUGCUCCCUAUCGAAGCCAAAAUCCUUUCCGAACAGAGUUCGCUUUCGCCAAAUGGUUAGUCGAGGAGAAGGAAAGUCGACCAGAACUGUAUGGGUUCUGGUCUAAGCUUUUUCCGGUCUGCUAUGACCGCAGCGUUCAGCAGAGCGCCUCCUUCUUCUGA